AUGGCAUCCGCAACAGGCGUGCCCGAGCAGAAUCCAGCCUUGGAGGAGGAAGAGCCUCUCUUGGGCCGUCCUGGAGACGUCACCCAACGGCCCGGUCAGGGACUCCAGUUCAACUUCAUAACAGGGACCGCCGUCCUCGCCCAGGCAGGUAUAGUCAUCCUCACGGCUCUGGUGUGGGCAGCCGUGUUCCAAGCCGACAUCAUCUUGUUCUCCUACCACCCACUGUUGAACUCGUUGGCCAUCCUCCUGCUCGUCCAGAGCGUGCUGGUCCUGCAGCCCACCGCCACGCAAAAAGACAAAGUCAACGGGACAUAUGCACAUGCAAUCUUCAACGGCCUUGCCGUGGCUGCACUUAUCGCCGGUCUGGUGAUCAUCGAAAUCAACAAAGCGUCGCAUCCAAAGACUCGUUUCCAAAGCGUCCACGGCAAGCUGGGAUUGGUGGCCUACAUUCUCAUCUUCCUUCAAUGGCUGGUCGGCUCCACGUCCUUUUUCGUGCCCAAACUGGUCUACGGCACCGAGGACCGCGCGAAAUCGCUGUACAAGUACCACAGGGUUGCCGGUUACACACUGCUGGUCUAUUUGCUGGCUGUGGUCGCAGUAGCCACCACCACACCAUUCAACGUCAACGUCCUGCACAUCAAGCUGUGGGCCGUGGUCGUGGCCAGUGUUUUGGUCUUGAUUGGAGUCAUUCCUCGGAUCAAGAAGCACAAGCUGGGAUUCUGA
Molecule: messenger RNA, 723 nt
Organism: Capronia epimyces CBS 606.96
Lineage: Eukaryota; Fungi; Ascomycota; Eurotiomycetes; Chaetothyriales; Herpotrichiellaceae
Exons: 4
Coding region: 1-723 (240 amino acids)
Molecular function (GO): transmembrane monodehydroascorbate reductase activity
Source: RefSeq, a predicted model, not a curated record